Messenger RNA from Phaeodactylum tricornutum CCAP 1055/1, 1179 nucleotides. RefSeq lists its product with no specific name. The record is from RefSeq and is a predicted model, not a curated record. Gene Ontology annotation, biological process: methylation. The transcript has a single exon. Lineage: Eukaryota; Bacillariophyta; Bacillariophyceae; Surirellales; Neidiaceae. Gene Ontology annotation, molecular function: methyltransferase activity. The coding region runs from base 1 to 1179 and encodes 392 amino acids.
AUGCCGAACGUUUCCGUAGUCGUACUUUGUGCCGUCGCGCUGACGAUUGCGGCCGUCACCCCAACGCAAGCCUUUGUCCCGCGCUCGUCGCCGACUCGGCACGGUGCCACUACUAGCAGCAGCAGUAGUAACAGCGGUAGCCGUAACGGUCGUGGUAGUAAUACGCUGUCGACCACGCUUACGGCGUUGCCGUGGCAAUCGCUGGCGGUCAAGGGCGCCGCGGCGGCUGCGACGGCGGCGGUGGCUGGCACGGCAACGGUCAAACUGGUCCUGGACAAGCCCUCACGCACCUACGGAGACGACACGGUUGCCAAGGAGUACGACGCCUGGGCCGACGACGGAAUUCUAGAAUACUACUGGGGCGAACACAUCCAUCUGGGGUACUACAGUCCGGAAGAAAUGCGGCAAGGCUACAAGAAGAAGAAUUUCGUACAGGCCAAGUACGAUUUCAUCGACGAAAUGAUGACCUUUGGGGGGAUCGACGCCACGACGCACAGCAAGGCCAAGGUCCUCGACGUCGGUUGUGGUUUUGGCGGGACGUCCCGGUAUUUGGCCAAAAAGUUGGGGUCGGACGCACACGUGACGGGUAUUACGCUGUCGCCCAAACAGGUCCAGCGCGGUACCGAACUCGCCGUGGAGCAGGGUGUUGCCGACAAUACCCGCUUUACCGUCAUGGACGCCCUCCAAAUGGACUUUCCGGACAACUCCUUCGACAUUGUAUGGGCCUGCGAAAGUGGUGAACACAUGCCCGACAAGAAAGCCUACAUUAGUGAAAUGAUGCGGGUCCUAAAGCCGGGGGGAACCUUCGUCAUGGCCUGCUGGUCGCAGCGGGACGACAGUGAAACGCCCUUUGAUCAACGUGACAAGCGGGACUUGCAGUACCUUUACGAAGAGUGGACGCACCCGUACUUUAUCUCCAUUAAAGAUUUCCGCAAGCUCAUUGACGACACGGACGUGAUGAACCCCGUCACGACCGCCAACUGGGUCGACGAAACGAUCGCCUCCUGGCGGCACUCUAUUUGGGUCGGGGUCUUUGAUCCACGAGGAUGGAUCUUCAAGCCCAAGACGUACGUCAAGUGCUUUCGGGAUGCCUAUUGUCUGGAACGCAUGCACCGAGCCUUUAAACGAGGGUUGAUGGAGUACGGAAUGUGGACGGCGACCAAAAAGGAAGAAAGCUAA